AUGAAUUUUAGUCAGAAUUUUGCAUCUUCAGCAAUCUAUGGACAGCAUGAAAUAUUGAACAAACUACUAGAGGAAUUCGAUGUACUUGUCCGACAUGGCUGUAAUGUGAAUCAACUGGACUCGAUGAACUGUUCACCUGUUCACCAUGCAGCAAGAAAUGGACAUAAUGAAACGGUAGAAUGGCUUAUGAAGAAUGGAGCAAGUCUUGUGGAAUUAAAUCUUUUUGGUCAGAAACCAGCAGAUUUAGCUUUAGCUAAUAAUUUCCCUGAUUUGGCAGAUGUAAUUCGUAGAGGAGCAAAAAAACAACUAAAAGAAUUGGAAUCAAAACCACUACAUCCAAGUGAUUCCAUUGAAUUAUUAUAA
Molecule: messenger RNA, 363 nt
Organism: Schistosoma curassoni
Lineage: Eukaryota; Metazoa; Platyhelminthes; Trematoda; Strigeidida; Schistosomatidae
Source: the annotation of a GenBank genome assembly